UGCCAACGCAGUAGCGGCUACUCGACGGGCAAGGCAGCACCCCGGAAGAAUAGCUCAACGCCGAGGGGUUGGCUGCGCAACGUGUAUAGACGCGCAAUCGCGCUUCGCCGCUGAGCCAUGGAACUCAUGUUCGCGCACGCCCGCUCGCUACGACUGUGGUGGAACUCGAGUCGGUUCCCGACAUCCCUGCGCUCGGUAACGGGCGCCAAGCUGUGCCGCCUCGAAGACCUGGCUCCGGAGCAGCGCCACAACCCCCACAUCCUGACGGGAUACCGACGUUGUCGCAGCCGCUACGGGUGCCUCCGGAGCCUGCUGCGCUGGCACAACGAGACGGUGAACAUCUGGAGCAACCUCCUGGCGCUCGCUUUCCUCCUCGCACUCCUGGUCGAAGACCACGCCGGUGGCCGCUUCGCCCGCCUGGGCGUGGGACUCGGGCAGCGAGCCCUGGUCACCGCCAUGACGCUCUCGUACGCCGCCAUGUUGCUACUGUCGUCCGUAUACCACACGCUCAACUGCACGGGCGAGUCUCGCGCCUGGUACCGGCUCGACUUCGCCGGCGUCUGGCUCAGCGUCGUCGCCUACGUCGUGGGAUUCACGGCGCUCCAGUUUCGCGGCUCCUGGCGCGUGGCGCACGUCGUGGGUGCCGUCGUAGCGGCCACCCCGUCGUUCGUGCUCGCCGCGUCGUCCCGGUACGCACACGAUCGCUACGACGCGGCCAGAGUCCGAGCCAUGGGAUGGUUCUCGCUCUACAGCAUGCUCCCGCUGGCGCACUACGCCCUUUUCUACGGCGACCCGGCGCUCGUGGCUCGCACGCUGCCCGGUCACGUGACCGUGCUGUUGCUCCUGUCCCUCUCGCUGUUCGUCUUCGUGACCAGGUUUCCCGAGCGGAGGUGGCCGGGCAGGAUGGACUACCUGGGCUCGAGCCAUCAGAUCUGGCACGUGGGCGUCGGCCUCUGCGUACUCCUGGCUCACAGGACACAGUUAGCCUAUUUGACGCCGCUCUAG
This is a messenger RNA of Rhipicephalus microplus (southern cattle tick), 1005 nucleotides long. RefSeq lists its product as uncharacterized. Gene Ontology annotation, molecular function: signaling receptor activity; nucleic acid binding. NCBI's taxonomy places the organism in Eukaryota, Metazoa, Arthropoda, Arachnida, Ixodida, Ixodidae. The record is from RefSeq and is a predicted model, not a curated record. Gene Ontology annotation, cellular component: membrane.